AUGCACCCUGGGGACGGGCAGGGCCGGGCAGAGCGGCUGGAGCCGGGCCUCUGCCGCGAAAGGCCGGUGAAAGCUGUCUUCCUGGGCCCGCGGCCGGGCAAGGGCAGUGGGAGAGGCGGGGGCCUGCGCUGUGGCCAUGUCUGCGUCCUCCGGGCCCCGCCGGACACCGGUGUCCUCCUGGAGGUCCCGCAGAAGGCAGUGACUGGCAAUCUGUGCGUCCUAAGUCCCCCGGAGGAACAGUCCAGCUGUGAAGGACGUCGCCUCACCGGCCCAAGUUGGCACCAUCAUUGCGCUCUUCCCAGGAGAGCCCAAGGGAUGGCUGCUGACAUGUCCAGGAAGAAAAGCAGCGAAUGCCCUGAUGGCACAUUGGCUCCUUCUGAUGGGCAGAGUGUGGAGAGAGCCGAGAGCCCCACACCAGGACUGGCCCAGGGAAUGGAGCCAGGUGCCGGGCAGGAGGGUGCCAUGUUCGUCCAUGCCCGUUCCUACGAGGACCUGACUGAAUCGGAGGAUGGGGCGGCUUCUGGGGAGAAUCCCAAGGAGGGUGCUGGGGGUCCCCCACCGCUGCCUACAGACAUGCGCCAGAUCAGCCAAGACUUCAGUGAGCUGAGCACCCAGCUGACAGGUGUGGCUCGAGACCUCCAAGAGGAGAUGCUGCCAGGAAGCUCUGAGGACUGGACGGAGCCCCCAGGGGCAGCUGGGAGACCAGCCACAGAGUCCCCCAGGGAGGGCACAGGCGAGGGGGAUGAGGAGGAGGCUGCUGAGGCCUGGCGGCUGCACCAGAAGCAUGUCUUCGUGCUGAGCGAGGCGGGGAAGCCUGUGUACUCCCGCUAUGGAUCAGAGGAGGCACUUUCCAGCACCAUGGGUGUCAUGGUGGCCCUAGUGUCCUUCCUGGAGGCUGACAAGAACGCUAUCCGUUCCAUCCACGCAGAUGGCUACAAGGUAGUAUUCGUACGCCGGAGCCCACUGGUGCUGGUGGCAGUGGCCCGCACGCGGCAGUCGGCCCAGGAACUGGCGCAGGAGCUGCUCUACAUCUACUACCAGAUCCUGAGCCUUCUUACUGGCGCGCAGCUCAGCCACAUCUUCCAGCAGAAGCAGAACUACGACCUGCGGCGCCUGCUCUCGGGCUCGGAGCGCAUCACUGACAACCUGCUGCAGCUCAUGGCACGAGACCCCAGCUUCCUGAUGGGGGCGGCGCGCUGCCUGCCCCUGGCGGCCGCCGUGCGCGACGCCGUGAGUGCCAGCCUGCAGCAGGCGCGCGCGCGCAGUCUGGUCUUCUCCAUCCUACUGGCGCGCAACCAGCUCGUGGCGCUCGUGCGCCGCAAAGACCAAUUCCUGCACCCCAUCGACCUGCACCUACUCUUCAACCUCAUAAGUUCCUCCUCGUCCUUCCGCGAGGGAGAGGCCUGGACGCCUGUGUGCCUGCCCAAAUUCAACGCAGCCGGCUUCUUCCACGCACACAUCUCUUACCUGGAGCCUGACACCGAUCUCUGCCUGCUGCUGGUCUCCACCGACCGGGAGGACUUCUUUGCAGUCUCUGACUGCCGCCGCCGCUUUCAAGAGCGCCUGCGGAAGCGCGGAGCCCACGUAGCGCUGCGGGAUGCACUGCGCACGCCCUACUACAGUGUUACCCAAGUGGGCAUCCCCGACCUGCGCCACUUUCUCUAUAAGUCAAAGAGCUCGGGACUCUUCACCAGCCCUGAGAUUGAGGCCCCGUACACCAGUGAAGAGGAGCAGGAGCGACUGCUGGGCCUCUACCAGUACCUGCACAGCCGUGCACACAAUGCCUCCCGACCACUCACAACUAUCUACUACACAGGCCCCAACGAGAACCUCCUGGCCUGGGUGACAGGUGCCUUUGAGCUCUACAUGUGCUACAGCCCCCUGGGGACCAAGGCAUCAGCUGUCAGUGCCAUCCAUAAGCUGAUGCGCUGGAUCAGCAAGGAAGAAGACCGCCUCUUCAUCCUGACACCCCUCACCUACUGAUGGGACUGUGUGUGGGCUCAACCCUCCUAAGCCCACUGGAUCAUGGGAGCCUCCAGGCGGGGCUGGCCUCUCUUGCCCAGGCAGCAGGCAGCGACUGUGGGUUGGUGCGUGCAUUAAAGUGCUUUGGGGAAGACA
Hipposideros armiger (great roundleaf bat) is the source of this 2118-nucleotide messenger RNA. It is a transcript of the gene MON1A, whose product is annotated as MON1 vesicular trafficking associated A. Gene Ontology annotation, cellular component: Mon1-Ccz1 complex. The record is from RefSeq and is a predicted model, not a curated record. Gene Ontology annotation, biological process: protein targeting to vacuole; protein secretion; vesicle-mediated transport. Lineage: Eukaryota; Metazoa; Chordata; Mammalia; Chiroptera; Hipposideridae.